This is a messenger RNA of Desarmillaria tabescens, 1179 nucleotides long. RefSeq names its product peptidase M50B-like-domain-containing protein. The transcript has 10 exons. The record is from RefSeq and is a predicted model, not a curated record. Lineage: Eukaryota; Fungi; Basidiomycota; Agaricomycetes; Agaricales; Physalacriaceae. Bases 1 to 810 code for a protein of 269 amino acids.
AUGGCCACGACAUCGAUAACAGUGGCGACUCGACCGUUGGCGGCUCCGACAGCCAGUGCUUCAGCGGCUGCGACGUCGGCAGUCACACCGUCGAGUGACCAGAUUGUUGUACUAUACGUAAUGAUCUCGAUGGCAGUCGUUAUUUUCGGAUUCUGGAACGUCCCAGGGAUACGAAACUGUAUAAAUCCCCUGAAGCUGUUCACGAUUGGAUGGCAUGAGUUGUGUCAUAUUAUAAUCGCCGUAUUAACUGGGGGGCGAAUAUUAAGGGUUACGAUUGAUCCACAUGUCGGAGGUGCAACGAUCGUGGAAGGAGGACGCCCGGCGUUUAUACUUGCUGCUGGGUAUAUUGGCUCGACGCUGUUUGGUGGCCUGUUCGUGCUGGCUGGUUGGGACAUUCUCGUGGCCAAAAUCAUGAGUUUUGUCCUGGGCAUCGGUAUGAUCAUGCCGCUGAAACUUGUUCGGGAUAAAUUUACGAUAUUAUUGACGAUACUCUACGAAGCAUUACUCAUCGGAUUUUGGUUUAUUGACCAUGCGUCGGCUCUACGUUGGUAUUGCCUAUUUGUUGGUAUUAUGAACAUUUUUUACGCCGUGUGGGAUGUUGCGGAUGACCGCUUCUUCCACAAGACAAAUGACUCGGAUGCGACCCAGUUCUCUAUUCUAUUUCCACGUAUACAGCCCCAUAUAUGGGCGACGUUCUGGAUACUUUUUGAAGCGCUAGUCCUUGCCGGAGUUGCUGUGUUGGGGAUACUAGUGUUCAAGCGUACGUCAACCCAGAUGUAUGACGAAGCUGCAAAAUUUCUUCCUACAUAGCCAUGCUAUGCCGCAUUUUCUUUACUCUCAUAUUUUGUCACAGCAAGUAACGUAUAUUGAAUGAUCUAGGAUGGAUAUCACAGCAUAUACAAGGGGACUUGACUGACUCUUGCACGUUAACUAUCAUGUGUACACCGCCAUCUUGUCGCACACUAAAUUAUUUUGGAACUCGAUCAACAGUUUUGCUUUGCAGUUUAAAUCGGCCAUGUUGGCUAUAUUCGUAUAUGGAUGCUAGAAUACAAGGGAUUGCGCAAAAUCGACGACUAGCCGUGACUGUCUCCAGAAAAAUCACAUAAUAUUAACGUUAGGCGCCAUUGAAGGAGUGAGAUGGGAGGAUUAAUUCAUUGUUUCGAAUGACGUUGAUCGUGG